Vicugna pacos (alpaca) is the source of this 2498-nucleotide messenger RNA. RefSeq names its product mesoderm specific transcript (gene MEST). The record is from RefSeq and is a predicted model, not a curated record. Gene Ontology annotation, cellular component: membrane. Gene Ontology annotation, molecular function: monoacylglycerol lipase activity. NCBI's taxonomy places the organism in Eukaryota, Metazoa, Chordata, Mammalia, Artiodactyla, Camelidae. Gene Ontology annotation, biological process: acylglycerol catabolic process.
CUCGCUCGGCGCUGCGGCGGCCACCAGCGCAUCCCGGCGCCUCUCGGCGGGCGGCGCCUCCUCUGCGGCAACCGCGCCUCGCUCAUUGCCGCAGCGCACGCCCCGAUAGCUGCUCGCGGCUUGCCGCGGCCGCGCAGCCCUCGCGAGCUGUGGGUUGCGCCCAGCUGCCGGCCGACCCUGCGCGGCUGCGGGUGCUGCGGCGCGCCCUUUGCUCCCGGCGGGUGUGCAGGCGGCAUGGGAUAAGACGCCACCAUGGUGCGCCGAGAUCGCCUCCGCAGGAUGAGGGAGUGGUGGGUCCAGGUGGGGCUGCUGGCUGUACCCCUGCUUGCAGCCUAUCUGCACAUCCCGCCCCCCCAGCUUUCCCCUGCUCUUCACUCAUGGAAGUCGUCAGGCAAAUUUUUUACCUACAAGGGACUGCGCAUCUUCUACCAAGACUCUGUGGGUGUGGUUGGAAGUCCAGAGAUAGUCGUGCUUUUACAUGGUUUUCCAACAUCCAGCUAUGAUUGGUACAAGAUUUGGGAAGGUCUAACCCUGAGAUUUCAUCGAGUGAUUGCCCUUGAUUUCCUAGGCUUUGGCUUCAGUGACAAACCGAGGCCGCAUCACUACUCCAUAUUCGAGCAGGCCAGCAUCGUGGAGGCGCUUUUGCGGCAUCUGGGGCUCCAGAACCGCAGGAUCAACUUGUUGUCUCAUGACUAUGGGGAUAUCGUGGCUCAGGAGUUGCUCUACAGGUUCAAGCAGAAUCGAUCUGGUCGACUUACCAUCAAGAGCCUCUGUCUGUCAAAUGGAGGUAUAUUUCCUGAGACUCACCGUCCUCUCCUUCUCCAAAAGCUUCUCAAAGAUGGAGGCAUGCUGUCACCCAUCCUCACGCGGCUGAUGAAUUUCUUCGUGUUCUCUAGAGGUCUCACCCCAGUCUUUGGGCCAUACACCCGACCCUCUGAGAGUGAGCUGUGGGACAUGUGGGCAGGGAUACGCAACAAUGACGGCAACUUGGUUAUCGACAGUCUGUUGCAGUACAUCAAUCAGAGGAAGAAGUUUAGACGACGCUGGGUGGGAGCUCUGGCCUCUGUAACUAUUCCCAUUCAUUUUAUCUAUGGGCCAUUGGAUCCGGUGAAUCCCUAUCCGGAGUUUUUGGAGCUGUACAGGAAAACGCUGCCGCGGUCCACAGUGUCGAUUCUGGAUGACCACAUUAGCCACUAUCCACAGCUAGAGGAUCCCAUGGGCUUCUUGAAUGCAUAUAUGGGCUUCAUCAACUCCUUCUGAGCUGGAAAGAGUAGCUUCCCUGUAUUACCUCCCCCAUUCCCUUACCUGUUGUGUACUCCACUUAGGAAGAAAUGCCCAAAAGAGGUCCUGGCCACCAGACACUAUUCUCUCACAAAAGUCCACCUGACUCACACUGGUGAACAGCAGGUAGUAAAAAGCCAGCAGAAGCUCUAAGGGUGACCUAAUAGUCCACUUUCUGCUCCUUUGACAUCUGAUCAAGUGUAUGGACCUGCCCUUGUCUUUGUGGUAUUAGGUAAUUCUGAUGAACACCACUACUCACUUUUGUAGAAAGACAGACAGACAGACGUGCUUUUGCAUAAGUCUUUGAAAUGCUUCUGUGGACUUUUCUGAAAUAUUCAGAAAUGCUAAUUUCUGGCCCAACCUGAUUGGAAUUAUAUUUAGUGUAAGAAUGAGAAGAAGGUGUGUCCUUAACCUCUCCUUGAAUGGCUUUAAGGGCAAAUGGUUUUUUAAGUUCUCUAAGCGGCAUGCCUUCAAGUGAGAGUGAGUCUCCCUUGUCAUAACUUUGGGUUUAGUUUCAGCAGCUGCUUCUAAUUGUAGACAUUUUGUUAGAUCGUAGUUUAAGUAAUGCAGUAUUCUAAGUAUACCUUAAGACUAUGAUUUACCUACAUGUAUUAUAUAUACAUUUUUAUAAGGAUACUAAACCAGCAGACAUUUACUCUGGCAGAGCAGUUUAACCUUAUUAAACAUGUUUAGUUUCUGAAUAAAUUGAACUAAAUCCAAACUAUUUACAGAAUUUCCUAAAAUCACAGGACGUUAAGGACCAACAGCAUCUGUGCCAGAGAUUUACUGUUAUUUGCUGCUAGGACUGGUCUUUCCAGCUAAUGACAGUCGGACUCUUCAUACCUCAGUGCUUAGAAAUGUCCCUCCUGAGCUAGAGUGGAGGGGAGGGGAUCGUUGUCCAGUCCAAGUUACCAGGCUGAAUGUAUACUGAUUGCUUAACUUCUCGUUGGUUGUCCCAGAGAGGGUUCCUCAUGUAGCUCAGCCAUUCCUGUACUUUACACACAGGAAAGUUCCAGAAAUUUUAAGAACAAAUUCUGAAAGGCCUAUGAGCAAAUGGUGCUGAAUACUUUUUUUUAAAGCCACAAUUUCAUUGUCUUAGUUAAAAACAGGAUUAUUAAGUAAUUAUUUAAAAUUUUUUUUAUUAGCAACUUCAAGUAUAACAACUGAAUCUGGAAUAAGUGUUUAUUUUCCAUUAAUAAAAAUGAAUUUUGACAAAA